This is a messenger RNA of Pestalotiopsis fici W106-1, 474 nucleotides long. RefSeq lists its product as uncharacterized. The transcript has 3 exons. The record is from RefSeq and is a predicted model, not a curated record. Bases 1 to 474 code for a protein of 157 amino acids. NCBI's taxonomy places the organism in Eukaryota, Fungi, Ascomycota, Sordariomycetes, Amphisphaeriales, Sporocadaceae.
AUGCCACACAACGCAGUCGCUACGAGAAAGCCAUUGGAACUGGAAAUCUCUGGCAAAAAUAGUAGCCGCAACAAUAGAAUCACCUUUGAGUAUGGGGAGACUGUGCGUGAUGUAUCGGACAGGAUUCGCAGUCAACUACAAUUGAAGCCAAAUAUGCAAAUUAUUUUCAACAGUCUCGAAGGACCGCACCAAGGGCAACUACAAGGAUUGCUGUCAGGUGACCGCAUGAGCAAGCAUUUCCCUCGAGGGGGAAAAGUGCGCAUCGAUACAAAAGCCCAAGUUCCGAGUGAGGCAGAUUUUAGCAUCCAGGGCAACAAAACGCAUCAGAGCGGCAAGCAAAACAACAUCAUUGCCAUGCAGGCAGAGAAAGACAAGGCGGCUAUCAAAGAGAACACGGCCAGCGACACGUCAAAGCAGAAUAAUUUCAUAACAAACGAUGCCAAAUCAGUCAUUGACAAGUUUAACUUUGACUAG